Molecule: messenger RNA, 684 nt
Organism: Caenorhabditis briggsae
Lineage: Eukaryota; Metazoa; Nematoda; Chromadorea; Rhabditida; Rhabditidae
Exons: 6
Coding region: 1-684 (227 amino acids)
Source: RefSeq, a predicted model, not a curated record
AUGAAGUUUGGAAUUUGCCCGAGUGGUGACCAACUCUUCCCCAAGGACGUUGGCCGAAGCGUUGGAGGCGAUCAGAAAAAUCAAGCUUUCGAAGAUAUGAAAUUGCGAUUGAAUAAAGUGUCCAAGAAAUCGGAAGAAGAAAAUAACGAAUUGAAGAAUCUGCGAGAGGCCAAUGAUUUUGAAAUUGUCCUUGUCAAACGGAUCAAGGACCUGGAGGCAAGAAAGGGUCCGAUCUCCUCCGAAGAUGCCCCAACCUUGGAGGAUAUUGUCGACAGCGUCAUCGACAACAAGGAGCUCAUCGUGAAGCGCCACCACAAUCCAAUUCGAGAUGAGGAGAACGACUUCAAGACAGCUGUAGAGAAUUGGAAGAACUGGAAUGGAAGAUUCGAGACUGUGGAAGCAGUUGAUUUGAGAUUAUUCCUCUUCAAUCCGGACAACACCCAGGCUCGAUUCCCGCAAACUGUGAAGAAGGCGACAAAAAACAUGGAUUUGUUCAAAAUUAUGUUCCGCCAUUCCAACCCACAUUCCCGCGUGAAUCCAAACGAAGUGUGGAACCAAGUCAACCACAAAAGCGAAUGGUCCCGCAAAUGUGCUAAAGUGAAGGAGUUGCAGAAGUUCCAAGAGGCGAAACGAUGGAUCCUCCCGCAAACGCUUUACAAGAUCAAGAAGGAACCUGCUCAUUAA